Messenger RNA from Parathielavia appendiculata, 252 nucleotides. Its product is annotated as ankyrin. Lineage: Eukaryota; Fungi; Ascomycota; Sordariomycetes; Sordariales; Chaetomiaceae. The record is from RefSeq and is a predicted model, not a curated record. The annotation marks the transcript as partial. The transcript has a single exon. Gene Ontology annotation, molecular function: protein binding.
CAGGCCGCCGCACGCGGGGGGAGCACAGGGGUCGUACGGCUGCUUCUUGACAAAGGUGCGGACGCCAAUGCUCAAGGAGGCCAGUAUGGGACUGCUCUCCAGGCCGCCGCAUGGAGGGGGAUAAAGGAGAUCGUGCAGCUGCUUCUUGACAAAGGUGCAGAUGUCAAUGCUGAAGGAGGUGAAUACGGGACUGCUCUUCAGGCCGCCGCAUUGAAAGGAGAGACGGAGAUCGUGCGACUGCUUGUUGACAAU